Molecule: messenger RNA, 759 nt
Organism: Rhopilema esculentum
Lineage: Eukaryota; Metazoa; Cnidaria; Scyphozoa; Rhizostomeae; Rhizostomatidae
Source: RefSeq, a predicted model, not a curated record
AUGGUACGUAGUGUAAAGAGAUGCUUAAGAAAGGUACUUGGAAAUGCCAAGGUAUCCCAUGAUGAACUAUGUACUUUACUGGCAGAGGUAGAAUGUGUGCUCAAUAAUAGACCCCUGACCUACUUGUAUGAUGAGCUUGGUGGAGAAGUCCUUACCCCAUCUCAUUUAGUCAUGGGGAGGAGGUUGAACUUGUUGUCAUCAGGCAUAGAAUAUAGGAAUAAGAACAAAGAAAAUCAGUCGUCUUUAACUAAACGGUUCUUGCAUUUAACCCGAUUAUUGAAUCAUUUUUGGAAUAGAUGGAAAAAAGAGUACCUUGUAAACCUUCGGGAGUCACACAAAAUGGUGAGUAAUAAACAGCAAGUAAUCAGAACUGGAGACAUAGUAUUGGUACAAGAUGACAACUUGAAAAGAGGAGAAUGGAAGGUAGCCAAGGUGGAAGAGCUAAUUGCAGGGAAAGAUGGACAUGUUCGCGGAGCAAAGGUACGCAGAGUCGGAAAGGGUAAGUAUGAAAUAUUAAAUAGACCUAUUCAAAAACUGUACCCAUUUGUAGACGCGGGUGAGGAAGUUAAAGAAUCGAAAAAAGAAGGGAACGUAAUGCAUCAGGAAGGAAAGAAGCAAGAGAAAGGGAACGCAGUUGAGGGGAGAAGUGAGAAUGAGCAACAGGACCAAUCCCAGGCACACCAAGCCACAGGGACCCGAGCUACUAGGGCAGCCGCUAGGGACGCACGUCUCAAAACUAAGUUAUUGCUUGACUCGUAG